AUGUCCAGAAACCAGAAGUCGACACGACGUCAACGUGAGGUUCGCCUGCGCCCCCUCAACGUUGACGGUGUCGAUGCUGCGCGUCAAGAAAAGGAGCCUGCCGAGAUCAACCCUCGCUGUGAGGUCCAGGUCAUAGUUCAAAUCCGAACUUCCAGGUCGGCCCAGGGGUAUUCAACUUCAGCAUCAUCACAACAGUUCGGAGAAGUUUGCUCAGUUACCACUGCACAACCAGAAAAUCUUGAUGUAACUACAGUAGAACCCAUUGAGGAGCAUUAUUCAGAAGCAAGUUACUUAAGAACAGAUUCUGGAUUAUUGCAUAAGGUACAUGUAACCAGAGAAACCCGCUUAAGUCCAAAAGCUAAGAAGCUAUAUAAGAUAGCCAGUCAGCUCUCUAGAGCUAACAGAAGACUAAGUUGUAGAAGAAGGUUGAUUAGAAGUACCAGAACUCUGUAG
This is a messenger RNA of Acanthoscelides obtectus, 453 nucleotides long. Lineage: Eukaryota; Metazoa; Arthropoda; Insecta; Coleoptera; Chrysomelidae. The record is from the annotation of a GenBank genome assembly.